Molecule: messenger RNA, 3519 nt
Organism: Lithohypha guttulata
Lineage: Eukaryota; Fungi; Ascomycota; Eurotiomycetes; Chaetothyriales; Trichomeriaceae
Exons: 2
Coding region: 1-3519 (1172 amino acids)
Source: RefSeq, a predicted model, not a curated record
AUGCAAGAUGGGAUACAACAAUGGCAUUCGAAGCAGAUGGGAAUGGGUAUAGAAGUGAAGGGGCCACACUUACAUCCACGUAACCCGUUCGAGUCCUCGAAUCCUUCGACCUCCUCGAUCAAUGAGACAGACGACGGUAGCACAAGCGGUCAGGAUGAGUUUCAUCUCCAAAGAUACAGUAGCAAUGCAAAAUACCAGCACCUUCGGCAGAUCUCUCAACCAACCAGUAACGAGGAGAAGGACAAGAAGCCAGGUUUGGCCAUUAUCACGAACUUCGCGGGGCCAAAAAUGCCCUUGAAAUCAGAAGCGAUUCGAAUUAAUAAAGUCUCCGCAAAACAAGUUCGAACAGAUCGAAAAAACAAGGCUUUAUCGAUCGUCUCCCAUAAAGCGACUCAAUCUGCAGCUUCACUUCCUAGUGCGGAUCAUGCAUCACCACGACUGGUCACUUCGGGUCUGAAAAAGUUGCAGCUGCUCUCGAAAGCUCCUAAGCAUCAGACACAAGAGUCCGACGCAAAAGCUGUCAUACAUAAAAGCAAAUCUAGAAUAACGCAGAGGAUCCCAAUAGGCAUUGCCAUCCCGGCUCAAGACGCUGUCGCUCUCGCUACCGCAACACCAUUGACACCCGCCAUAGUUGUCACACCGGCAGGAGACAGACCAUCUAUAGCGAAGCGGCGAAGAAGCACCACAGGCACACGCAGGCAUGCGCUUGUGAGGAAUCUCUCAGCUUUCUCAAAGGUCAAAGAGACGAGCGUGGUAGAUGACGGGUCUCCUCUCACUACAACAAUCGCUGGAACCACCAAAGAAAUGUCGCAGAAAUCGCCAGACACGGUCGUGCCAUAUAGUGCAGAUACCGACCGACCCCAGUCACAGGGCUGGUGGAAUUUGAUGCUGUCGCCACUCUUACGCGCAGGCUCGCUUGCUAGCAGAAAAGGACUGCCACAGUCGGAUACUCCUCCUGUGCCUCCAGUACCAUUUCCUUCUACAAAGGUCGACUCACCAUUGUUGUCUGCUGGAAGUGAUCCUUCUUUUCUGGUAUCACAGAACGACAUCUCGCCAGAUACACCUCGUCGGCAGGGUCUUGCCAGAACACCAGGAAGCACAUGGUCUCGUUGGACAGAAUGGGAGGAGGAGCGCGAGGCCAACGCGAGGAACAAUUCGCCUAUCAAUACCAAGGACGGAGAUGGAGUUGAUAUGUUUCCAGUAGGUGACAGUGGUCCUACGCCUGGACCAGCGCGUAUAGGGCUAGCUGCCGAGUACUUUCACGCUUGUGCUGUGGAGCAGGCGACGGGCAGGCCAUAUUUCGAAUGUGUCAACCAUAACUGUGCGGAACGUCUGCCCAAGCUGAAGUCAAUCCAUGACACCGCAGAUUUCCAAGCUACUCUGGCUAGUCCUUUUCACAGCCCAAAUGUGCAGACUCGCGCCAUAGAUGGCGAUAGCGCUACAAACCCUACAGCUCGUCCACUCGAGAAAGGAUCAGUGGGCGCCCGCAAGUCAUCAACUACAGCAACGCCCUCGAUUCCUGGUUCAGCCCGCAUCGUAGACACUGAAAAAGACAAAGAGCCAGCUUCCAGUGGGACACCAGAUGCCGACACAAAGAUUUCGAGACUCCUUACAGAAGACGAAGCACGUAAAGCGAGUGUAUCCUCUUUAGACCAAACAAAGACUCGAGAGCAGACUACCUCUCCAUCAAUAGCAGCAACGGCCGAUAAGGACUUACAUAGUGCCGCACCUACUCCACUCGCACCACAGAUUGUCGAGUUGAGAGUAGCUCACAGUCUCGACACAACAUUGCCAACCUCGCAGCACACACCAGAGAAAGCACCCGCAUUCACAAACGACGCAGGGCCCGUCGUCUCACCUGGGCCAAUGUCGCCUGCGGGUCAGAAGUCGACUGUGCCUUCAGGAGCUAUUCCUCUGUCUGAGAUCGAACCUAAAGAGAAAUCCAAUACAUCAUUCGUCGUUCACACUCAAGUAUAUCCAGGGAAUUUACCAGGCAGACCAGCGUUCAUCACUUCAGAAACCGAAUACCCACCCCUGCUCGACAGAGUAAAGACCGUGCCCAUCACUAUAACAGAGAUUGGCAGAGACAGCCGAAGACUAAGUAUUGAGGAGCGCAGACAGAGGUACGAAAAGGAAGAUGCUACUGCUAAACAGAUAGGAGGAUUGUGGCGAGGCCGUGGCUGUUUGCCAAACAAUGGUUGUACGGGACGUGGCGGCUCUGACCGGCGAGUAAAGAGGAGAUGGAUUUUUGGAAUCUGCCUGUCAAUUCUUGCAAUUGUCACUGUCAGCAUCAUUCUUGCUGUGACCUUGACUAGAAGGGGAGAUGGCACACCAGUCGACAGUUCGUGGCUUAACUUGACAGGCUUCCCACCAAUACCCAUCGGCAUCUUGACAAUUGCAGCACCGAACCUGGUAGCUCAGGAGAAGCAGUGUGUCGCGCCGACCACUAUGUGGUCUUGCUCAGUACCUAAGGAUGAUAGGGAUCAGAUUGGCUCAAACGGGUCUGAUCAGCCGAACUUCCGAUUUGAGGUCAAAUUCAGAAACGGCACUGUACCCUCGAACAUGACUGUCCCACUAUCUGGGAUAAAAAUGGACAUGGCGAAAACCUCCAACGACCCCUUCACUAAUGAUCUCUUUGUCGCUAAUCCUGCUCCGCCAAACCAACCCGAUCAGCUGUUCAUGGGUCAAUCAACAGACAACAUCACAACACCAUUCGACGGGGCGGACACGCCUUUUUACAUCACCUUCAUGAGUGCGUUUCCAGAAGUUCCGACCAGCUUCAACACGAUAAAUUCGAAACGUCUCACCAGAGGACAAUCAAAUUCUACUCUCGGCAUUAUUCCAGCACCAGCUGUGGCCGACGAUGGUUCAGCAGCACCGGCUUCGCUGCUGCCAACAAGGCCUUUCCCAAUCUCUCAGCCGAUACGAUUGUACAAUAGAGGGCUGCAGGAUGAGCACUAUGGGUUCUAUAUGUAUUACGAUAAAACGAUCUAUCUCUCAAACUUUCGCAUUGAUGGUGAAUCUCCAGCCACUGGUAGCAGCGAGCCAGCAGAAGCUGACCAAAACGGUGGAUGCCUGAAAUCGCAAGCUAAUGCUGUAUGCACAUUCGCGCAGACAAGAUUUCUUUUCAAGAUCUUCACAAACCCAGCUUUCGGAGCAGGCCUACUUCCCUCGUCCAUCAACCUCAAUGCUACACAUCCCGACGAUCAGAAAAAGACCAGCCCUACGUCUUCGGCAACGAAUUUCGAAAGACCAGGGUCGUUUCCAUACCCUGCAUCAAUCGUCUUGGACAGACAUGGUGGCGAUCUGGACAGUAAAGCAGUAUACUGUUAUGGUAUGGAAAAUGGCGAAAUUCUGAGCAACAAGAAGGUGCUCAGUGGUGAGCUUCGAUCUGUUGGGGGUCAGCUGGUAAAUGCUGCACCAACACUUUCUGGCGACAAUAGCAGCUUCAACACGACCGCUGGUGGUAUUGAUGGAGGAACAGGCGGGUGUAAUUGUAACUGGCAAAACUGGCAAUAA